Molecule: messenger RNA, 4721 nt
Organism: Aphis gossypii (cotton aphid)
Lineage: Eukaryota; Metazoa; Arthropoda; Insecta; Hemiptera; Aphididae
Product: zwei Ig domain protein zig-8-like
Exons: 9
Coding region: 621-1565 (314 amino acids)
Biological process (GO): synapse organization
Cellular component (GO): neuron projection membrane
Source: RefSeq, a predicted model, not a curated record
GUUGCGGUUUCAGUUGCUAAAAAGCCACCACCGCCGGUACGGGUCGUGCGAACGUCUCGUUGCCCACCGCCACCGCCGUCGCCGUCGUAAUCGCCGUAGGUAUAAUAUCGUAUAUAGUAUUGUUAAACGUGCACCGCCCGACGAUAUCGUUAUCACACACGCAAACGUCGUCGCCGUGACGGUUAUGUCGAAAAAAUGAAAGCCGAAUGAAUAAAAAUCGUAAAUGUUUCAAGCACGCCCGUGCGUCUGCUAGUGUUAACACAUAAAAUUAUUAUAAUAUACCAUUGCCGCGCGUUAUAUUAUAACUGUAGAAAAUGCAGUAAUCUUGGUCGUCGCGAUCGUUGCUUUUUUUUUUUUUUUUGUUUUGUUUUGUUUUAUGGUGAUCGGUGUGUACAACAAUUAUUAUAUCGUUAAACAUUAACGUUUCCGGCGGAAUCUGCUGCAGCACAUCGGGGACCGGUAAGAGACGACACCUCCGUCGAGACUCGUGCGGACAACGAUUGGAUCGCACAACUUGCACAUAAUAUCUACCUCGCAUAACAAAAAAAUCGUGAGAUCCAAGAUCAAGAUGAUCGUCACUGGUACUUUACCUUUCCAAUUAAAUUUAUAACUCUUGGCGGAUGACCUUCGUACGUUUCAGGGAAAUGGUACCAAAUUUGUUCAUAGUUGCACUGUUUAUUAAUGUCCCCGAUUUAUGGGCCUCAGACAGACGGCACAGUCGCCACGCAUCGGUCGGUGGAGGGAUGACAAACCAACUCGAUCCUAGAAACACGGCUGCAAUAAAUACCACUGCUUCUAGAAAGUUCCUGCAGGAGUUUCUACAGGAUAUCCCUCCACCAAUUAUAGGCCCGGUGUUCGACAAGACUGUGCCGAAUAACGUGACUGGUUUAGUUGGUAGGACUGCGUACUUACAUUGUAGAGUCAAGAACUUGGGCAAUCGAACCGUAUCGUGGAUUCGGCAUCGGGACAUACAUCUUCUCACGGCGGGAAGGUAUACCUAUACAAGUGACCAACGGUUUGAAGCCAUUCAUGAACCGCAUUCAGAAAACUGGUCGUUAAGAAUAAAAUAUCCACAAAAAAAAGAUUCUGGUAUAUACGAAUGUCAGAUAAGUACAACACCACCCAUAGGACAUCCUGUAUACUUAACCGUGUUAGAACCGACUACCGAAAUACUGGGAGGUCCAGAGCUGUUCAUUGAUCAGGGUAGCACGAUAAACCUCACCUGUUUGGUGCAGUUCGCACCGGAACCUCCGCCGACCGUCGGCUGGACGCACGAAAAACAACCCAUAAAUUUCGAUUCUCCACGAGGCGGAAUAAGCCUGGUAACGGAAAAAGGGUCAACCACCAGCAGCAGAUUAUUAAUUCAAAAGGCGUCGUCUUCAGAUACUGGCUACUACUCUUGCGAUCCGUCAAAUGCAAAUUCGGCCACCAUCAGGGUUCAUAUAUUAAACGGUGAACAUCCGGCCGCGAUGCACCACGGCCAGGGCAGCAUUCCGCUGUGCCCGCCGAUCAUCAGCGCCAUGAUCGUACCGUUUUUGCUCAUCUUUACUGCCAGAGACCUAUAGUACCGACAACGUACCCGAACUAUUUAAUAUUAACAUAUUAUUAUAUUAUAUUUAAGUGUAAUAAUAAUAAUAAUACACAUUAAAAUACGAUAUAGGGGGAAAAAUGUUUCUGAUUUAAAUGUAAAAUGCCUAUCAUAUAUGAUAUAAUAAUAUAAUAUUGUGUAGAUAUAUUCUCUGUGUAUAGAGUAUACUCAUGGAGCAAUGCGCUCAAAAACGUCGACGAUGCAACGGACCGUUUUGACGUGAGAUCUUAUGUUUUAUCUUUUGGGUCGGUUUUCGUUGCAUCGUCGCGUGUCCGUCUUGUAAACGGCGUGCUAGCGCGACACACGAGCGCGUAUUUAAAUGUAAUAUUACCUAUUAUCAUAAUAAUAUUGCCACGUCCGUCGAUGAUAGUUUUUUUUUUGCGUUACCCUAAAGUGACAUCGUUAUAAUAUAUUGAACAUACCCACCUAAAUGUGUAUAACGAUAAUAUAAAAUAAUAUAUUACUUAAUAUUAUUAUACAUUACCGUCGUUUAUUGUCGAACCGUGCGCGACCGUUCAACGCGAUAGGUACGGUUAGGUGCCCUCUGCCUACGUAUACCUACGAUAUAUUUGUGUGUCACCAACGCCGUCAAAAUUUCUUCAUCAUAGUUCAUUUAUAAAAUCAUUCAAAAUAGAUUUUACAACACCGUUUUAAUGACUUUAAAUGUCUACGGUGCACCUAUAGUGCUUAAUUAUUGCGAACACAUCCGAACCCAUUAUAACGCAAUAAUACAAUUAUUGACUUCGUAAUAUGAAUUCCCACGUAUUCCGACAUGGCAGACGUUUCACUGUGAAUCGUAUUUAAUCGCUGUAAAGCAAGCAAUUGUUCAAAAAUUAAUUUUUUACACUUCAAAAACGAUAAAUAAUAUAAAAUAUUUCUUUAAAGUUCUUACGGUUUUGAUUGUAAAACGACUAUGGUAUUAUAAAGCUACCUACUAUAUAAUAUAUACCUAUUAUAUAUAUUAAUAUUAGUACUUCAUCAAUUCGAUCUCAUGUAAUAAACUCAACGAUACUUUUGUAUUGAAAAUAAAACUAAUUAUUGUUUUGUUUGGAGAUACCUAUCAUAAAAUUGUUACAAUUACCUAGUAAUUAUUUUCUUUGCAUUCUUUCAAGUCAAAAUAUUAUAUGUUGGGUGUUUUUAUAGGAAAAAAUUCGUAAAGACAUAAUAUAUGAAUAUAAUAUAAAUUAUAAAUACACGAGCUUGACACUCGCAGGCCAUAUCUUGAAUACUUAGUGCAUAAUAAUAUAAUACAUAAUUUUUUAAUAAUAUAAAAAGUUUAAAGUUUAAAAAUAUAAAGACAAUGCCUAAUUUAAACACACCAGAACUUAACGUUCAGCAUAAAUCAUAUACUUUUUCAAUAAUAAUUAUUAUUCGAAUAAAUAUUUUACGCAACAGGUAUAUGUUACAAUAUUUAAAACCGUUUGUUCAAAAUCGUAUAAUAAAAAAAAAUAAUCUAAAACAAUUUGUUUGUUAAGACCUAUGAUAAAUAGGUUAUAUUAUAGAUAAGAGAUAACCAAACAACUCAAAUAAUGUGGAAAAAUAAUAAUAAAAAAAGUUCUUACCACUCAUUUAUUGUGUAAGACUUAAAAACUAAAACCUGUUAGAAUAGUAUAAGACACUUACUUAUAAGUAUUUAUAAAAACGUAAAAUUAUAGGUCUAUAAUAUGAUAAUGAGUAUAACGAUUAAACAUUAAAAGAUGUCUGAUGCCUAUAAGUAAAUCAGUGGCCUAAAAUCUAUGUUGUUGUUUAGUUUUAGUUUACACAUAUUUCCUCCAAUUUCUACACUAGAUUAUCAGAAUAUCGUCAAUGUGGUAUGAAUAUUUUUUUUUCAAAGUUUCCCUAAAAUUAGAAUCUUAACUAUACCAAUUUACAUAUCACAGAAAUAUAAUUAGAUUAUAAUAUAAUACGCUGUAUAAAAAAAAAAACUAUAUUAAUUAUGAUUCGCCAGUUUAGUCCUGUAAUUUUUUACAAAGUAUUAAAAACAAAAACUUUAAAACUGUAAAAGAUUUUAACCUUUCAUGCAAUAAACCUAAAUAAUUUGAUUUAAAACCACUUCAACAGCUAUCAGUCUAUGCAUUACGAUACCAUUUUAUUUUUUCACCGCGAUUCAUGUAAAAGUAAUUACAUUUUAUGACUCGGACAACAAAGUUUUUAUUUUUUGAAUAUCUAAAAACCAUUUUUUUUUUCAAGGUAUGUAAACAUGUAUGUACAUAUUUACAUAUUUUGUUAUGUACAUUAUAAUAUACAUCAAUAUAAUGUAUAGACAUACUGUUUUUAUUGUCGUCGAGCGUUAUUGUUAUAAGAUCUUUUUUUUUGUUUUUUAAACUUAUAUAUAAUGUUGUUAAAUUAAAUUAGAAUGAAAUACGCAAACAAACACUCACAACACACAGGGUUGUCACGCCAAGAGAAUAAAACCGAUCAUUAUUUAAUUUAUUUGUAUAAAAAAAAAAUAGUUAUACGUAUGAUUGACACAAACUUACAAUUUAUAAAAUAUACCUAGUUGUUGUUUUUUUUUUUAUUUUUAUUAUUAUUAUUAUUAUUAGAUAAUUAAAAGUAUAAAUUAUAUACUUACAAUAUGUAUAAAAUAAAGUUAUUAGCAUAAAGUAAAUAAUAUUAUAUAGCAUAGAUAUUUUUUUCUAAAUACGUCUGAAUCUAAUAUUUAGAUCAUGAUUAAUAAUGUUAUAAAUUAUAUUACAUACCUAGUUACCAGAUAUAUUAUUAUUAUACAACGGUAUUUUGAGAUAAAAUCCAACUUUUACUUCACCAUAAUCUAUAUUGUCAACUUUUCACGUCCAGUUUUCUUAUAAUAUGUAUAAAUAUAAUAUAUAAAUAUCAUCUUUGAUAAGUCUGAAUUGUAUUUGAAAGAAACGUUUAAUUCCCCAGUGACAGCCUAUACGAAGAAAACUUUAACACUGUGUUUCAUUAUUAAAAGAAAAAAAAAGUAAUAAGUUACCUAUAAAAUAUUAAAAUGUAUAAAAUAAAAAAAUUUAAGAUUUGUUUUUGUUUUAAGAAAACUAACAAGUUUAUGUUUAGUAUUUAUUUUGUACUUACUUGUUUAUAAUAUUAGGUUUAUAUAAUUACAUGUAUGUAUAUAAUUUAAAAUUAUUGUACAGUAAAUCUUAUCUUCGUUUUA